AUGUCUGUGAGACCAGCGCUGGUGGGCUGUGUGGUUUUGUCUUUGCAGGAUACUUGUGUUUUUUAUCCAUGCUGUAGAGAGUGUUUUUCCAGGAUUCAACCUGAGCACCAGGACCCGACACGGUAAAAAGGCUUACUUACUUACUUCAGGAACUUGUAGAAUAUUUGAUAUAUGUAUUUAAUUUAAGUCCAUUUGUCAGUACUUUUAUCUAUUUCCUGUGUUGGGCUGAGCCUGUGACAUGAUUGUUGCUUGUUGUCCUUGCUUAUCCACUACAGGUGGAGGUGCCCCAAGUGUGGUUACAUCUGUCUGAGGGAAAACGUUGACCACAGAUAUCGUCUCUCCUUGAAGGUGACCCGAAACAAAUGCAUAUUUGGAGUUACAGUCUUUGGAACAUGCUUAAACCCGUUCUUUGGCAUCCAUGCAACUGGUCUGCAGAGGUGAACAUGAACUUUAUACUAGCAACAUUUUGCAAGGGUGAAAUCACCUAGAUACAUACAUGCAGAAUACGUUGUUAUAGGCAAGGGAAAGUAAACCACUGUGUGAAAUGAAGUUAAGGUUGUGUCUGUAAUGUUGUAGGUUGGUUGAGAACACAGAUGGACCAGUUGAACCAACAACCAGAUCCACUUUGUUGGCGAGGGCUGUCCAGGAUUGUUUCAUUGGCAGACAUGUCAUCUUUGGGAUAAAGGUACAGCGGCACAUGGACAUCAGAUAUCUCAAUCACAAAUGCUUGGCCUGAAGUAUAUUUCGAUAUUUCUACUUUUUAAAUGUGCUAAUGGGCAGAUAAAGAGUUUAAGGGAUAUAAAGGGAUAUUCCAGCAUAAAAUUAGGGUCAAACCCACAAACACAGAGUUAGACACCCCCUCUGAAGAGCCAUAAACAAACCUCAACCAAAAAGCCACUCUAUAGCCACAAAUAAUGCUCAGAACAGCACCUAACUUCAUCAACCCUGGUGUGUCUCUGUCCUUCAGGUAACUGAAACAGAACCUGAGCCUUGGCUAAGAAGAGGCGAUGGUUCCAGCAGCAGCAAUGCAGCCCAGUUAAUCGCCAACCAGAUGAUUCUACCCAAAGCUUUAAGCUUAGGAGGCUGCACAGUGGUCAGUUAUUAUCAGGGUCUUCUUCAGAAAGCUGCAGAAUUUGAGCUGGGGUCUACUGAUCCAAGCCUCCGACCCCCAGAAGCACCCCUGCUGCUGCUACCUUGUUAUUCUCCAGCCAGCAGCUUCAACCAUGCUUAUCACUGUACAUUAGAUCUUCAAAACCAAUCACUGCAAAGGUAAGGAGACCAAGAAGGCAAAGAUAUUACCUAUUCUUAAUUUAUAAAUCUUAGAAUGAAUAAGCCUCACAUGUCAGCCCUGUAUUCUGUAAAGAGUAAAAUAGCCUCCCAGUCAUUUUCCUAUUAUACAUCUAAAAUAUAAAAGCAUUCGUUCCGUGUAAGUGACAUUUUCAUGUAACAUUUCCUGUGUUUUGUCUUUAUCCUAGAUCACAGUCCCUCAGUCCCACACCUCCAUGGCAGCAAUCACUGGGGCUGGUGACGUCCUCGGCAGAACAAGAGGAAAGCCUCAGCACCCAGGAUAGUCGUGUGGAGGAUGGCAGAAAGAACAAAAACAAAACACCAAAUCAUACACAGAAGGACAACAAAGGGUACCACAAAGAGGAGAGGAGAGUGUCACCACUUCCACCUGUACAGAGAAGCACUUUUAGCAGUCCCUCAUUUUCCGUGUACUCAUACUCACCUAUUGAUAAGGCUGUUGAAAACACCUCUUUCUUGGAUACUUCAUCCACUCCCUCCUCGCAUGAUCACAGCAGCUCUAAGAAGAAGAGGUUUUCUACCAGCCGUUUAACUGACACAAUUUGGUCAGACUCUUUGGCUUGGGAGGAUUUGCCUUUUUCAGAGAGUCUUACAGAGUUUUUAGGCGAGGAAAAGAAAAAUGUUUUCAUUGGUACUGAAUCAGAGCCAAAUCUAAAAGUGCAAAACCAGGAAGAAACCACAAGAAACAAGCUGGAAGUCGGAUCGCAAAGCGUGGACUUAUCCGUUGAAUCUCCUGUUUGUCAAUAUAAACAGACAACAGACAGCCGCUCACAAAUAGUACUGGAUAUCGUGGAUACACCAGUAUCAAAUAGAGCUGACAGGCAUGACAUAUCUGACCAAAUUUGCGAGACACCUGUUGUACCCAAGAGACAAGCUAGAACAUUACUUUCUCAGGAAGAUGAGACAGCUCACUCACCUUUUUUUGAAAAAGAAGAGGAACAGAUUGAUGGUGACGUAUAUGACUGUUCUGCAGAACUUUUCAGCAGCUCACCAUUGACCAGUAUGAACAAAACCCCACUCACCACUUACACAGAAAGUGUUGGGACAUCAACUGAAGCUCCCUCACUGCUUUCAGUGCCAGAAAAACAGCUCAUGAGAAGAGGAUGUUUAAAUAUGCCACACUUAACACCACACAAACAGCAGCUGAAAACGAAUAAAUGCGUUAUUGAAGAUGAUUUAAUUCCACCAGGCUCUGAAGAACAUGACUUCAUUCCUCCCUCUCAGUCGACCCCCAUUGUAAAAGUUGGUGCUGUGACAGGAUCAGCCGCCUUAAAGAAAACCUCAACAUUUGGUGUGCUGCAAACGCUCACUCCAGAUUCCAACUCUCGUUACAAAGAUCUGCCUGAAUUGGACGAUAAAAAAAAAACCCAAAUUCCCCACUCUUGUGGCAGAAAGUCAACAAAAGAAAACUUGUUGUGGAGUUCAACAACCAGCAGACACAGAUUUAUCUCAAAGAGAAGAUUUUGGAAGCGUAAAAAACCUCUGUUGCCUCAGGCGCCCUCAAGGGUUCAGAGGGUGGAUUUAAGUUCAGGGUCAUCAGAAAGACUCAACCGCACCUUUCACUCAAGUUGUGAUGAUGGGACUGUGUGUGGUCAUGAGGACCAGUAUCCACUUUUCGUUCCUCCCACUCCUGCUGAAAAGUCACUACGUAGCGUAAAGAUACCAGGAAGGACAAAUCAGACUCUUGACAGCAGCAGUAAUUUGGUUUGGACUUGUGGAGAGCAGCAGGGAGACGGAACAGGUUGUGAAACAUCUGUGUUGGAUCAAAGUGGGAUGUCAUCACAGAGAGGUGUGGCACAAAGAAGACACUGUGAGACUUCUGAGAAAGAGACAUAUCUCAGCGGUGAGAACGAGGCAUGUGAUUGGUCCAGAGAUCUGUUCUCUGACUCCAUCUGAGAGAUUCUAUUGCACAUGGACUUAACAAAUAUAUCCAGUAUAUGUAUUUUUCAUAACGCAAAUCAAUAAUGUUAACCCGAUCUGUAUUUUAAAGAGUAAAAAUACUGCUUUUACUGCAAGGAGUUUUGUUUUUUGUGGUCCAACCGUGUGCCGAAGGACCUAAAAAUCAAGCACACACAACAUGACAGACUUUUCCACCCUCUGCCUCAGGAUUGUACAUUCUCUGACAGUCAACCACUUGGACAUUGGAAACUAAUAGUUUUGCACAGUGUCAGUAGAGGGUGAAGUGUACCUCAUAACCUCAAGGUCAACAAGACACUGUUAGUUUUGAGCUCUGUCUGGCACCUUAGUUGGCAUCAGAGUCCUUAAACGUCUGUCCUGCUACUGUGCAGUUUUGCAGAAGUGUUAAUGUAGGGAUGUGUGUUCACAGUGUUGUGCCUGUGAGCUGAGAAUAGCAGCCACUGGAUAUCAUGACUACAAUGUUCUGGAAGUGUGAGUUCAGGAGAGCAAGAUGAAGAUGAUGUUACAUGUGUAAAAAUAGAACUGGGACAAGAAGUUGACAACUGGAGCUUUGUACUGUAUAUGUUUCAGAAACAGGGUUGGUACAGUAUGUUGCCAGCUGGGCAUGGUAUGACGUGUGUGUGUGUGUGUGUGUGUCACAGCAUGUAACGGCACACUUUCAGGGGAUCUUUUUAUCACAAGGGGUACACGCUCAUAAAACCACUAGAUAUAGGGAGCAGGAACUUUAAGACCUUUGUCCGUUUAAAAUGGGGAUGACCCUGAGGGACUCCAUGGACUUCCCUCUAUACUGUACAAGAUGGCAUAUAGGUCACAGUGACACAUGCUUGUUCUGAUGCCCAUGCUGUCUAGUUGAUGCAGAUGGUCUUGAUCGAUCCAAAUGUCAGCCCAUCCAGCACCAUCCAAGUUUUUCAGUUAAAUUUUCAUUGGAUUAAAAUUACACUCUCAACAGCUGUAACAGCUGUUAGUUCAAAAUGAUGUUCCCCCACUGCUACCAAAAUAACACCGCUUCAAGUCUGUUGGAUUGUAUUUGUAUGCUCGUGAAACUUCAAAGUCCGAUGUACACAAAGUUGGCAUAAACAUCACAUCAAGUUCCCUCUAUGUAGUUAUGCAUGUGAAAAGGGAGACCCUGUACUUUGUCCUGGAAUGGACGGUAGUACAGCACAUAAGUUAUGGCAGUGCUCAGUGUGGUGGUUUUGAUAUUUGUUGCCAGAGAAUUUCUGGCCUCAGUUGCCUCAAAAAUAAAAAUAGUAAAUAUAACCUUGGGUGCCAGUAUCUAUAUCACGCCAAGUGUCAGCUCACACACUUUUGAUAUUCAAAGUUACAGUCUCACAUCUCACACUAUCUGAUGAAUUAGUGUGAUUCAGACAUAAGCCUCAGCCUAAUGUUGGCACUUGAGGAUAAUGUCCAGCCACUAAAGGAACGCUUAUUUGUUUCACCUCAUUACAAGUCGGAUCAUUAGCACUUUUACUUUUCUGACUAUCUGACUGGGCCUCAUUAACUUGGGUGUGUUUAAAUAAACCUUUGUCACCAACCCAUUGAACUCCUCAAAGCAAAAAGUCAGAUUCCCUUCAGUUGUAACCCCUCCAACGAGAUUACACCCAAGGGGAUUUGAUACUCGUGAACAGCCUCAAGUGGGUCAUUCAAACAACUCAACUCACAGCCCCAGUGUUCAUGUUAUAAAUACUGCUGUAGCAUCAGAUUCCAGCAGAUCGUCACUUACUAAGAGAUUGUAGGAAACAUGGCAUUACUACUUAAAAAAAUAUACAGUAAAUUUCAACUAAAAAGGGCAUUUUUGUCAUCAGAUUACAAUAGUUUCUACUAGUUUAGUAAGCUCUGGAAAAAAUAGAUAAUCCAUUACCUAAAACCUGUGAUUUCCAUCACAGUCACCUGACCUCAGACUCACUACUAAAUAAGAACGAGAGCCAUUCAGUGAAAUAACACUUGUUGCUGUAAUGCUGUAAUUGAAGCGAAUUAGAAAAUAAUUUUUAUUUCAUUUAAAUUGAUAAUACAAUUUCAAUUUUACAUGAAAACUUUGAGCUUCAAUAGAAUGUUAUAAAUAGAACCAUAUAGUCUGUGUCAAUUUGAGUAUGUGAUCAAUUUAAACCCCUGUUUUCAUUCAUAUAUAGCUACCUUAAAUUGACGUCCUUUAUCUGCCCUUUUUUUCAACAAAGAAACUUUACGUGAUGUAUACCAUGCAGUCACAGCUGUGUGCCAAGGGAGACCCUCUCUUUUGCAUGUUGCUGGUACAGUACGUGAGCUAUGUGACCAAGCGCUCAGUGAAUGGAACUACUAUAAGCCACUGUCUUUCCAGCACAUGCUCCUUUGUGUCUGUCAGCAUCAGUGUCAUUUCUGCUUGAGCUAUAGAAGUAUUUCUCCAUGGUUUAGAAUCAUUCUUUUUAAAGGAUUUUUUGGGGUAUUAAACCUUUAUUAGUAAGCGACAGAGGGGGAGGAAAUAUGGGGGAGAGGGUAACAUGUUAAGAGCUGCCCAGGUGGGAAGUAAACCUGAUGCUGAAUGUUGCAUUUAUUCAUUUUUUUAUUCUGCCAGCUUGUGCCCAUAUGACACACACAGAUCAUAGUGCUGUAUUAAUAUACGGUAUGUUAUUGAGCAUGACGUUAGUUUACAGCUUAUUUUUGUCCCGUACCCAAGUUCUUUUUACCUCAAGAAUAACUUUAAAUGGUGGACUGUGUGUUGUUGCGAGUUGCAGAAGUAUUUCCAUUGCACAGUUUCCAGUGCAAGUGUACCAGGGAGAGCUGCGGCUGUAACAUUAGAGUGCUGUACAGAUCAAGAGGCGUGACAAGCACAUGGUGUGUGAGGGUGGAGAAACGGCUUAGUAUGGAGUUGUCAACAAAGCGUCAGAGAGGAGGCGGCACACAGUUCACUGGGGGAAGCUUCCCACUAUAGAUAUAAAACAGAUAGAGAUGUUUGGAUGCAUCACUUGUUUGUUGUCAGUGUAAUUAUAUUACUAAAUCUGCUUUAAUAAGACUAAUACUGUUCUUACCUUGCACUGCUCUUUCUUUUUUUACCGUAGCUCUUUAUCUUAUUUGUUUUUUCUAUCUGGUAUGAACAUGUAUGUUGUGUGUACUGCUGCUGUUAACAAUUUUAAUUUCCCCACUGAGGGAUAAAUAACGGAAAUCUAAUCUAAUCUAAUUUAAGCGCAAUAAAGGACUCUAGUGUAGACUCACAGAUGACAAACUAGGCCAAAUGAUGCUUCAAUAACAGCUGUUGUAUGAUUCAUUUUCAAACCCAAAGCUCAAGCAUACUGCAGAGUGACUGACCUUUGACCCUUUGACAUUAGGCCUCUCUACAGAAAAGACAAUAGAAAAGAGAAGUGUCUUUGCAGCAUUGAGAAAUUACUGUAUGUUUAUUAUAAACAUGAACAACUGACCCUGUGCUGUGCCCAGUUUUGUUCAUUUUGUACAUUUUUGUAUAAGCUGCACUUUUGCAUUUUCAAAAAAAGGCCUUCACAUCGCCAUUCUCUUGAAAAAUUAAUGGAAAUAUCAUCUCUAUUUGUUUUGUUUCUGUAGUCUCGUGGUUGAUCCGCCGUAGGCUGGUCUCAGUUCCCACUCCAAAGCGGGCCAUGGAAAGUCUGACGUUGGAUGCCAGCUCUCCUUAUAAGCACCUGUCCUUUCGCGUCACUCCAAGCUCCCAAUACGAAAAGCGUGUGAUUGUUUUCCACAUGGGACAGUGUGCGUAG
Messenger RNA from Xyrichtys novacula (pearly razorfish), 6917 nucleotides. Lineage: Eukaryota; Metazoa; Chordata; Actinopteri; Labriformes; Labridae. The record is from the annotation of a GenBank genome assembly.